Messenger RNA from Populus trichocarpa (black cottonwood), 701 nucleotides. RefSeq names its product abscisic stress-ripening protein 3. Lineage: Eukaryota; Viridiplantae; Streptophyta; Magnoliopsida; Malpighiales; Salicaceae. Bases 86 to 496 code for a protein of 136 amino acids. The transcript is spliced from 2 exons. The record is from RefSeq and is a predicted model, not a curated record.
AAGCUAUACCACAACACACCAUACAUAAAAAACCUUCCCAACACGCUCUAAUUGCCUCAUUCUUGCUCUAAUACCUUCUGUGAGCAUGGCUGAAGAGAAGCAGCACCAUGGCCUCUUCCACCACCACAAGAGCGAGGAGAAACCAGAUGAGGCCGGUGUCUACUCUGAGACCGCUGAGUAUUCAGAGACUGCCACAUGUUAUGAUGCUCCACCUCCUGCUGUCCCAGAUGUUGAUUACAGAAAAGAAGAGAAGCAUCACAAGCAUCUUGAGCACGUUGGUGAGCUUGGAACUGCUGCCGCUGGUGCUUUUUCCAUGCAUGAGAAGCACGAGUCAAAGAAAGACCCAGAGCAUGCACACAGGCACAAGAUAGAGGAGGAGAUUGCCGCGGCAGCUGCAGUUGGAUCCGGUGGAUUUGUAUUCCAUGAGCAUCAUGACAAGAAAGAAACCAAGAAAGAGGAAGAAGAGGCUAACGGAAAGAAGCACCACCGCUUCUAAUUGUUUUAAUUAAUUAAUCAAUCUUGUGUGUUACAGGCCUUAAUCUUGGUUAAGUAACUAAUCACUAUAGUUAUACAUCACCCCUCCUAAAUAAUACCUGUAUGCACGAGAUUUUGUAUCCCUGCCGAACCGGUGCUAUCUGGCUCUUUUGCUUUGUACGCUAUAUUAAUUCUUGUUUAUAAUAAUAUCUGAGAUGUUUAUGUGA